Molecule: messenger RNA, 819 nt
Organism: Plasmodium malariae
Lineage: Eukaryota; Apicomplexa; Aconoidasida; Haemosporida; Plasmodiidae
Product: E2F-associated phosphoprotein, putative
Exons: 4
Coding region: 1-819 (272 amino acids)
Biological process (GO): positive regulation of cell population proliferation
Cellular component (GO): nucleus
Source: RefSeq, a predicted model, not a curated record
AUGAAUGCAAAAAAAGUAAAUAAUGUCAUUAAUCUUUUAAUUAAUGAAAUAAAAUUAAAUGAACAGUCAGAAAUUACACAAGAUUUAUCUAAAGAAAAAGGAAUAAAUGUUGCAAAGUCAUUUUUGAAUAUUAACUGUUCAGGCAAAGAAAAAGUUUAUAAUCCUACAAAGAGAGAACAAAAGGGAGACCAGCAAAAUGUAGGAAAUGAAGAAAAUGUAGAAAAUGAAGAAAAUGUAGGAAAUGAAGAAAAUGUAGAAAAUGCCCCAAAUAACGACAGACAAAAUAUACCGGAUGAACAGAAGGAACUCAGUGACUAUAACACGGACGAUGACGUUAUUGGUGAUAUGGAAAAAGCGGGUUUGGAAUUCUAUGAUGACAAGAUUGAUGAUUAUGAUGAAGAAUAUGUAAAUAAAAAAUAUAGAUUUUGCACAAAAAGCUGUGACUCAAGUUUGUGCUGCUGUGGUUGCUUCAUACCUGUUUGUUAUCAAAGUCAAAGACAUGAAUAUUAUGUGAAUCAGUACAGAAGUUUAUAUGCUGUUAAUAUAAAGAUAGACGAAGAAACAACAUUAAAUGAGCAUGAUGUUAAUCUUAAAAAGAACGCUAAAGGAUAUAGUGCAGGUCUAAAGGAAGAAAUGAAAGAUAAAGAAGACGAAGUUAUAAAUAACAGUAUAAUGCAAAAUACUGGAUGUGUAAAAAUUCCGGGAAAUCAAAAAUUACAAAAAUAUCAUGCUGUUUUUUGUAUAAAUUGUAAUAAUCAUAUUGCAUAUUUUGAAAUAAAAAAAAAAAUUUUCCACUUUUUUGAUGUCCUACCAGAUUAA